This is a messenger RNA of Dunckerocampus dactyliophorus (ringed pipefish), 6406 nucleotides long. It is a transcript of the gene mapk10, whose product is annotated as mitogen-activated protein kinase 10. Gene Ontology annotation, biological process: JNK cascade; protein phosphorylation. Lineage: Eukaryota; Metazoa; Chordata; Actinopteri; Syngnathiformes; Syngnathidae. Gene Ontology annotation, molecular function: JUN kinase activity; ATP binding. Gene Ontology annotation, cellular component: nucleus; cytoplasm. The transcript has 14 exons. The record is from RefSeq and is a predicted model, not a curated record. The coding region runs from base 423 to 1730 and encodes 435 amino acids.
CUCCCUCCCUCCUCCUUUCCUACCGGGUCCACAAUGGUACAGCCAGCAUCUUGCAGCACAAUGGUUGCAAGGUGUUGGUGAGCAUCAACAAUCCUUGGUUCGCUUUUUUUGUUCAUCAUCACUUUGUUUAUAUUUGUUCAAACAAAAACAAAAAAAGAAGAGGUUUCCACCUGCCCUUUCGGGAUCCUUUAGCCAUGAUCGCCGCAACGUUUCGGGUCGGGAUGUUUUGAACUGGACUGUCACCGGAUUGGGUUCGUCAUCAGCUGGCACGGAAUGGUAUUUAUGAGCAGGCAUUUCUUAUACAACUGCAGCCAACCAAUCCUGGAUGUGAAGAUAGCCUUUUGUCAGGUGUGUGUCCCUUACAGGUAAAAAAGGGUUUUGGAAAACAAGUGGAUGUGUCAUAUAUUGCCAAACAUUACAACAUGAGCAAAAGCAAAGUGGACAACCAGUUCUACAGCGUGGAAGUGGGAGACUCUACCUUCACAGUUUUAAAACGCUACCAGAAUUUAAAGCCCAUUGGUUCUGGAGCUCAGGGGAUUGUCUGUGCGGGCUAUGAUGCUGUCCUAGACAGAAAUGUAGCCAUCAAGAAGCUGAGCAGACCCUUCCAGAACCAGACCCAUGCCAAGAGGGCGUACCGGGAGUUGGUGCUCAUGAAAUGUGUCAAUCACAAAAAUAUUAUCAGUUUAUUAAAUGUUUUCACGCCACAGAAAUCAUUAGAGGAAUUCCAAGAUGUGUACCUAGUGAUGGAGCUGAUGGAUGCCAACCUGUGCCAGGUGAUUCAGAUGGAGCUCGACCACGAGAGAAUGUCAUACCUACUCUACCAGAUGUUGUGUGGCAUCAAACAUCUGCAUUCAGCAGGCAUUAUUCACAGGGACCUGAAACCAAGCAAUAUAGUGGUGAAGUCUGACUGCACUCUGAAGAUCCUGGACUUCGGUCUAGCUAGGACCGCGGGGACUAGCUUCAUGAUGACCCCUUAUGUGGUGACAAGAUACUACAGAGCCCCCGAGGUCAUCCUGGGCAUGGGAUACAAAGAGAACGUGGACAUAUGGUCGGUGGGGUGCAUUAUGGGAGAAAUGGUGCGCCACAAAAUCCUUUUCCCUGGGCGGGACUACAUCGACCAAUGGAACAAGGUGAUUGAGCAGCUGGGCACGCCAUCACCGGAGUUCAUGAAGAAGCUCCAACCCACGGUGAGGAAUUACGUAGAGAACCGGCCAAAGUACGCCGGCCUCACCUUUCCCAAACUCUUCCCGGAUUGCCUUUUCCCUGCAGACUCCGAGCACAACAAACUGAAAGCAAGCCAAGCCCGAGACCUGCUGUCCAAAAUGCUGAUAAUUGACCCCGCUAAACGGAUAUCGGUGGACGAGGCCUUACAGCACCCCUACAUUAACGUGUGGUACGAUCCAGCCGAGGUGGAGGCGGCCAGGGAUCUCAUCCAAAUAUCCAUGCCUCCGCCUCAGAUAUAUGACAAGCAGCUCGAUGAGAGAGAACACUCCAUUGAUGAAUGGAAAGAGCUGAUCUACAAAGAGGUGAUGAAUUUUGAGGAAAGAACGAAGAAUGGCGUAGUGAAGGGACAGCCUUCACCUUCAGGUGCAGCCGUGAACAGCAGCGAGAGCCUCCCUCCGUCCUCGUCCAUCAACGACAUCUCGUCCAUGUCCACCGACCAGACCCUGGCCUCAGACACCGACAGCAGCCUGGAGACCUCGGCGGGACCCCUGGGGUGCUGCAGGUGACUAGCCGCCUGCCUGCGCAACCCCGCCUUCUUCCGCCGUUAAAAGAAGGAAAAACGGGGGAGAGCGUCUCUUUAAAAAAAAGAAAAAAAGUGAAACAAUCAAUAUGAAACGAUGAAGCCUGCGCGUUGUCAUGCUGAAAACAACAUUGGUAUUUAAAGUGAACAGAUAUACUCUGAUGUCCAUGAUCCUCUAGUUGCUUUGCUUAUAUUACGUCUGGCGCCCCGAUGCUGUAGACUGGCUGCUAGGAAACCCACACCAACCCAAUCUCCUACAAAAAAAGAAGCAUUUAACCCAAGGGUGUCCACAUCUGUCCACCGAGGUCCUCAUACUACAAAACAUCAUUUUCAGCCAUGUUGAUAUUGCAAGACGCUGCACACGACACGUUCGCCAAACCUGCUGACAAAAAACGGGACAGGGGAGUCUGAAUUAGAAUGUUUUGCAGAGUUCAAUCAUAAAAAACAUGAUACAAAAACAUAACCCUUGCACUCACAAAACAUUCACGUCAGUGAUGACAGCAGUGACGAUUGGACGCCACAUGAUUUGUCGACAUCAGCACAUAAUUAGCAUCACCGCCUGGCUGCUCGCUUUGCAGCUGGCGGGUGUUGGAAGCAAAACGGAAGGCGUUCAGAGCGCUUCCCGCGCCGAAUAACGCGUGUGAUGGUGGUGGACACCAAAGGUUAUCCAUGCAGCAGAUCAAUAAUAUUGAUUUAUUUCACUAUCAGGUAUUAAAUCAUCAAUUACAAGUUCCAUUUCACCUACGGCCAACGAUUUGUAAAUACACAUAGAAGAGAAGAUCCUUGCAAAGAUCUCUGCAGGUUCGGCGCACGUGUCAUGUACCUGCGAGGUGACGCCGUGUAUUAUUUCAACGUUUCCUCACUACUUUCACGCAAUUCUUCUUUCAUUGUUUUGUGUCGAUUAAUAAAACACCCCUGAUUGAAACGCUCUGUGGCGGGGCGCGCCGCUUUCACGCUCCCCCUCCUUUACCACAUGACGGUGCCCUUGUCAUGUGACUUCUCCCCCAUCACGUCACCUCUCUGCGGUAGUAUAGCCAAAAACAAACCUGUGUGUGUGUGUGAGUGUGUGUUUUUAAACGCAGCUAUUGUAAAUAUGUACAGCCGAAAGACACGCAAAGCGGGACUAACGGCCAGUAUGUUCUCUGGAAGCUUCUUAUUUUUGGAGUCUUUUUUUCGACGACGAGUGCGAGUGCCACUUGCCACGCGCUCGCCAGCCGAUGCAUGAUGAUUGACAUUUGGGGAACGUCGCCACAGUAUAUUUGAAAAGUGUUGUCACGCAAACCAACGCAGCUACACGGCGACAAUUCACAGCUGACUGGGGUGGGGGGGAAAGUGUGCUUUGUGCGCAAUACCGCUUUGAUUUCGGCUUCUCCUCGCGUCAUGUGGCCCUUAAAAGGACGUAAAACAUGUUUUUCAAGUAGCGAUGCCAGCAGAAGGGGAACAGGAAGCGGAAGCCGCCAUCGCAACUGUCGCGUAAUACUCAUUUCAUGUGCUGGAGUCUUAGUCCACCGCUCGCCGUUUUUUAACGAAUACAGUCCUUCAUCAUUUGUUGGGGGGGGUUCGAGGGCUUUAGUGCUGCAGCUAUGAAUCCAGCAGAGGGCGCUGUCUCACAGGACGUGAUGUCCACGCUGCCUUUGAACGGAAACAACGCACACCUCCGCCAAGGCUCACUCAACUGGUGGCCCGUGGGAGCAAAGCACUCCUCAGUAUAUAGAGGAUCUUUGACUGGUGUUUUUGCAGUAUGUCGCUAAAAUAAUAGAACAGCGCUCCUGUCUCAUAGACAAUCUUUGACUAGCAGCCCCUUUAAAAAGUGCUCCUGUCAUUUAGAGGAUCUUUGACUCUUUGAGAUAUGUCUUUAAAACAGCAGAGUGCUCGUGUCCAAUAGAGGAUCUUGGAUUAGCAUUUUUGCCAGUAGAUCCUUAAAACAACAGAGCACUGUCAUGUAGAGGAUCUUUGACUUUUUUGCAGCCCAGCAGAGGACUCCUGUCAUAUAGAGGAUCUUUGACCAGGGUUUUUUUUUUGUUUUUUUUUUGUGUGUUAUUAUUUUUGCAGUGCAUCCUUAAAAACAGCAGAGCACUCCUGUCAUAGAAGAUCUAUGACUUGUGGUACAUUUUUAAAAACAGCAUAGUACUCCUGUCAAACAGAGGAUCUUUGACUAGCGUUUGUUUUUAUGUUUUUUUAUUUUCAGUACUUCCUUAAAAUCAGCAGAGCACUCCUGUCCAAUAGAGGAUCUUUGACUAGUGGUUUUUUUUUGCGUGUGUGUGAGUAUGUAUUUAAAAACAGCAGCACACUCCUGUCACACAGAGGAUCUUUGACUAGUGUUUUGGAUUUUUUGCAGUGCGUCCUUAAAGCAGCAGUGUCCAAUAGGGGAUAUUUAACUCACUUUUCAUUAUUACUUUUUGGGAAUCCAUCCUUAAAAACAGCAGAGUGACAUAGAGGAUCUGAAUGUGAUGUUUUUGCUAACAUCCGGGCCUUGGCGGAGGUCCGGCUGUACUGCAUCUCACCCAAACGGAAUGUUGGCGUAAGACUUCAGCACAGACCGCCUGUUCUGUUGAGCACAUUGUUAAGUUUAUUUAGUGGAUGGCAAUGGCAAGUGCCUUUUGGUAGGAUAUAGAGUUUGAACCUGCACACGUCACAUGACUUAUUUUGCCUUAAAAACCAUCUCCCCCCCCGCCCCCAAAGCAAAUCUUGGGAACAUGUCACAGCUUUCGUUUCUAAAUGUGAUUUUUAAAAGCGUCUUCGCAUGGCUUCACACAAACGUGCAUAUUUUAAACUGCCGAUAUUCGUCGCAAAACUGAAACGUAUAAAUCAAAGUCAAAAUAGUCCCAUAACAGCCCUCCAUCUUCAUGUAGGACACCCACCUGCAGUACCCUGGAGGGCCUAAGGGGGGGGUGUCUCCAGAAUAAGCUACAAUAAACUCGGUGUUGCAUUCAGGGUCUGGUCAGGGCAAUCUUUUCUCGUUCUCUUUAAACAGGGUGCAACUUUGACUUCUGUGUACAUGUUGACCAAUACUGUCCUCGCUGAGGCUCUUUUUUGUGACUGCAAACACACUUGCUGCACUCUGAAGGACGUUUGCAACACUUUUCUUAUUGUAUCCUCACAUCAUCUGGUUAUUAGGGGCAAACACUGGACUAUAUUUGUGUUUUUCUUUGCCUUGAAGGCUCACUUUUCACUUUGUUAUUGUCCUUUCCCCCCCUCCAAAAUGGCGUAAUUAUAAAAUCAACGGAAUACCAUAGCCUCCGUAAGGUGCAUUUAAUUACAUUUACUCACAUUUUAAAUAGACUUUUAUUUCAUAUUUGUUGUAUUUUUUUUUUAUUUUAAAAACAGUCACGAAAUUGUACGAAAUGUUUUAUUUUAAAUAAUUCACUUCCAUAAUUUAUAUUUUAUUUUUGUGGUGGGGGACUUAUUAAGGAAAAUAUAAUCCUCCUUUGUAUAUUCUCAAACGGGCCGUAUUUUCAAAAUGUUAUUUUUAGAACUUGCCACAGUAAAAACAAAACAAGCUUUUCAGUUCAGUGACAUAUUUUUAAUUUAAUACCAUUUUUUUUAAGGUUUAUUCUCUUUUUCUUUUCUCAGAUUUCAUAAUUUGUAUUUCUGUAUUUAUUAAAAAUUAAAAAAAAUUACACUUAACAUUUCCACACUUAAAUACAUUUGAAUAAUUAAUUAAUUUGAAAUCAUGAAUUGAUUUUGGAUAAAACAAACAAACAGAAGUUGUGUUGUAUUAUCUUUUCUAUCAUUUCAUCUGACCCGCCAUGAUGAACAUCUUGGAUAUAAAAAGCCCCCGAAACACAAGUACAUUUCAUUCUAUUUGCUUAUUUCAUCUUUGUAUUUCUUUUAAUUUAUCAUAUUGUAUUUUGAAAAAACAAUAAUAAUAAUAGUUUUUCACAUUAUGUAUUUUAUUGUAUAUAAUUUUGGCAACAAGUUGUGUUAUAUUAAAGCAGGGAUGGGAAACCUGUGGCCCACGGGCCAUAAACAGCCCACCAAAAUAUUUGAGUCGUUAUUAAAAAACAACUAAAAUGUAACAUUUAAUCCAGAACUGAUCAAAGUAGACUAAAUAACAUCGUUGCAUCAUAUAUUUGAUUCAAUGUUCCCACCCCUGCUUUAAAUCAAAGGGUCCUUUUCCGACACAAACAGCUGUCAAGUGAAUGUAAAGUAGGAGCCAAUCGUGUGUCAUUGAUUUGAAAUAAAGCAGCAAGUCAACACAAUGUGUCCUGAAAUGAAAAGAUCUGAACUUGUGCUGAUUUUUCUUUCAAAUCCUCCUUUUUGAAUGUCAACUUGAAGUCGUGUUCAGGGUGUAGACCCACGCUCUUGUAAAUACCAACAAGCCAUCAAUGCAAUAAAGACACAGGGAGGCCCGCCGAUGCAACCAACGACGACAACCCUGUAUAGCUCAUCUGAUAUCAGGCGAUGUUCUUCUCCCAUUUCACCCCUUUUCUGUUUCUUCUUCCUUUACUUUCUGCCGUUUCCGUCAUGAAACAUGUUUCAUGCUGAUUUUAAAAAGCUUCAGGCAAAAAAUCCGAAUCAAUUGCAAAUGAUUAAAAGAUAAAAUAGAAAAAAAAAACAUGAGAGCUGUUACUCCAAACACAUUUUAAAGGAACUGUGUAUGUAAAAAAUAAAAAUAGUACAUGUAUGUGAUUGAAAAUAAACAAAAUCUUUGAUCUUGGA